This is a messenger RNA of Sclerotinia sclerotiorum 1980 UF-70, 2565 nucleotides long. RefSeq lists its product with no specific name. The record is from RefSeq and is a predicted model, not a curated record. Bases 1 to 2565 code for a protein of 854 amino acids. The transcript has 4 exons. Lineage: Eukaryota; Fungi; Ascomycota; Leotiomycetes; Helotiales; Sclerotiniaceae.
AUGCCAAGAACUAGACUACAAGAAGCAGCGGCGGCGAGGCGCGAUGAUGCUGAAUCGACAAACCUCAUUAAUAAUAUUAUCCAUAGUAAGCCCAAUCAGAGAAGGGUGACAGUCGCACUUAAGCAGGCUCCAACCGUCGGUCGCUAUCGACAGCUCGUGUCAGUCGAACAAGAAUCGGAUGCAGAUUCUGAGGAAGAAGAGAAUGUUGAAGAAGAAGAGGAGGAGGAUGUUGAAGAAGCAUUGAAUGCACAGCUACUUGCGAAUCAAUCCGGAUUCGAGCCCGAAGACAUGACGGACGAACUCGAAAAUCACCAGCGAAAAUCCCUCUCUGCGAGCAAAAGUACGGAGAAGCAUCCUCAGAAACAACUUCGCCGACCAAGUAGGAAAGGAAAAGGAACAGCUGAAGAUAUCCCAGAACCUCCAAAUGUUUCGCCGCGGAAGCGCAAACGAGAUGACGAAAUUUUUAAUUACAGUAUUCCUGAAGACGAGGGUGAUGCUCAGGACAAUCAUCAACUUACACCCUUCAAGCGACCAAGUAAAAGGCCAAAGACGAAGGACAUCCUUAAACAGAAAUCAUAUACAAUAGUUUCUAAAAGGGGUAGGGGUCGCCCUCCGAACAACGAAUCGGAUAAUGGGGGUGAAAAUUCAGAUGCAACAUUUUCCGACCCGGCAAAUAAUAGCAAAACCGUUCCUAGAAACGCCCGGCGAGCUGAAGAAGUCGACGAGGAAGAGGAAGAGGAAGGUGAUGCCUUGAAUGGUCCUACAAGUGCUCAGCAAAGGGGGGAAGAUGACAAUGAUGACGCAGAAGACGGCGAUGAGGACGGCAUAACAGGCUUGAUCAUGAGUCAAAGUCCUGUAAAAAGUCCAGCAAGAGCAAAACUUCCGGCUUCUAGAAAACAUCACCUGAGGAGUGCGGAGAAGGCGAGGAAAAUUAGCAGUAACCAUGCAAAGAGUAUCCAUAACAACAGGACUCCGUCUCCGCUCCACUCAAGACGCAGAGAGAAGAUACCCGCAGAAGUCGGAGAGGAACUGAGACAAGCGGCUGAAGAUAUUGCCGAUGAAGCUGAAGAGGAAGCCGAUGAUAAUACGGAUUUUAGGGAAGGAUCCGAUCGGCAGCUUAGCCGAAAACUUACUCUUUGGAAAGGGAUUAUUGGCCUCGAUUUUUUCCGAAACGUUGAAAGGAUUUCAAAACGGUUCGGUUGCAAAGAAACUAAUGGCAUAUGGGAAACAGUAACAUCUGAGAGUCGCGGCGUUAAAACAAAAUCGGGAGAGAGGAUCGAAAGAUCUCUAAAGGAGCUUCAAGAACAUUAUCGAGAUCUUAAAUAUGCGAUGGAUGAGAAGAAUGAUGUUGAUCAAAUUCAAGCGAAUUUGGACAUUGAUCGGAGUAUUGAUGCCUUGAAGCACAGGAUAAACAAUUUGUUAGAGCCUUUGUAUGAAGAUGUUGUUGAACAUUAUGAAAAUCGAAGACGUGAAUUUUUGGUGGAUCUUUACUUUGUUCUCAUUCGGAAAUUCCUCAAAGUCCUGAAAACCGCCAUUCUUACGUAUGGGAGCUACGAACCGUUAUCAAAGAAAGAUUUAUCAGUGGUGAUUGAGAUCACUAAAAUAAUCCUUGGACUUUUUAAUAAUCUUGACAGACAGAACAAGGAAUUUCAGCCCGUGGAUCGCGGUCAGACGAAGCAACCAUUGAGAGAACUUCGACAUCUUCUGCGAGUUAAAUUAUUGCAAAAUUGCCAGCAGAGGCUCCGUGACAGAGAAGACGAGGAAAUGCGAGAGAAGCUUCUUGCUAGUACCCAAGAAAAAAUACGUGCUGAACAAGAAGAAGAUGAGACGCGAAAGAUUGAAAAGGAAGAGAGAGAUCGAGAGAUUAGAGCAUACAAUAAAGGUGUUGAAAGACGUAUGAUGAAUGAUCCAGAGAAAGCUCGUUUGAUUAAACUUGAGAUGAAAAGGAAUGAGUACAGGAAGCUUCCACAAGCUGAAAGGAUCAGACGUGAGCUAGAAGCGGAACGUGCCAAAAAGGCGACGAGACCUAUGCAACAAAUUACACAAGAAGAACGAGAGGAAUAUAUUACCAUUUCACAUGGAAGUCGAAGAAUCGAUGACUGGGAUGACUGGGAUGACCAACGGAAUGAUCCAUUCUUAGAAGAUUACGUCCCUCCCCAUGACGCCAAUAGCAACAGCAUUUUUGCGCAAUUCCAAAGAAGAGAUUCUACAUCUCCUCUCCUACCGGAACCAGAACGAGAGCCGGAGCCAGAGCCAGAGCUAGAACCAGAACCAGAACCAGAACCAAAAGCACCACCUAGCUUUGAUGAUGUCCCCGAUGAGGAGAAAGAAAGAUUCUAUGCUUAUUUUAGAGCAAAGUACGAAUAUGAAAAGCAUGGCUUAGAAGAUAAAGACUUCUGGAAUCGUUUACGAGCAGAUUUAGACGGUGGCAGAUAUACAUUGGAUGAAAUUUGGGAAUUUGCGAAAGAGCUACAGGCGAGUCUAGAUGAUGCACAUGAAAAUAGAGAAUUGGACGGGGAUGAAUAUUUAUGGACAUAUCAUGUUUGGGACUGGGAUAGGGAGUAG